AUGGCUGACCAACUCUUUCAGCGCAAACCCUGGGACCACGAGCAGCUUCGCCCGGACCCCGACUCUGACUCCGAAGGCCUGUUUGACAAGCCUCCUCCAGAAGAGCCCCCCGCUGUCCGCCGGCCCAAGUCGGCGUGGGCCGCGGGCAGGAAGGCCGGUCGGCGCACUGGUGGGAGGGCGCAGGGGGCCCGCCCUGGGCAGCCCCCCAAGGCCGCGGCGUGCCCCCAGCCCCAGGAGGAGGCGCCUCCGCUGCACGAGGGCUGCUAUCUCGACCAUUUUCCGCACCUCUCCAUCUUUAUCUACGCGGCCAUCGCCUUCUCCAUCACCUCCUGCAUCUUUACCUAUAUCCAUUUACAGCUUGCCUGAUUUGCUGGGGAUGGGCUCAGGGCCGAGGGGGGAGGGAAGGGAAAAGAAGGGCUCGGCAUUUUGUGUCUGGAGACGCGCCGCACCCCCUUCAUCUAGCUUUUGAUGCUUCUUUUCUUCUCUGCUUGUCACUACCUUUGUCUAACUGUCCAUCAGUAGGAACGUCCAAAGCAGCUACCGCUAAUGAAAUAAGCACCUGGGGAUUAGG
This is a messenger RNA of Balaenoptera acutorostrata (minke whale), 571 nucleotides long. RefSeq lists its product as uncharacterized. Bases 1 to 366 code for a protein of 121 amino acids. Lineage: Eukaryota; Metazoa; Chordata; Mammalia; Artiodactyla; Balaenopteridae. The record is from RefSeq and is a predicted model, not a curated record. The transcript has a single exon.